Cornus florida is the source of this 1958-nucleotide messenger RNA. RefSeq names its product BES1/BZR1 homolog protein 4-like. Gene Ontology annotation, biological process: DNA-templated transcription; brassinosteroid mediated signaling pathway. Gene Ontology annotation, molecular function: DNA-binding transcription factor activity. The transcript has 3 exons. NCBI's taxonomy places the organism in Eukaryota, Viridiplantae, Streptophyta, Magnoliopsida, Cornales, Cornaceae. The coding region runs from base 674 to 1651 and encodes 325 amino acids. The record is from RefSeq and is a predicted model, not a curated record.
CUUUAUAGAAAAGAGAGAGAGAAACGGUUAUGGAGCGAGGGUCUGACCUUCGCCGAGUGGCAUGCUAACAUCACCACCGUGUCAGCUACUCACGCGACUAUCAUAUCUUAACUAGUAGGUCUGCGAUUUCGCUGCUUUAAUUUUCUCUCUCAGUUUUCUCCUUGGACCACUCGCCGUUAACGUCCUUUUUUUUCCCGGUGACCUCCUAAAUAUCUUGACUGAUCUUAACCUUUGUUCCAAGAUUGAUCCGAUCAAUCUCUACCUUUCAGAUUAUUAUCAAUUUCCUAUAUAUAUAUAUUUUUUUUUUUAAUUUUCAGAAUUUUUAAUCAACUUGAUCGCAUUUUGACUCGCUGAAUUCAGAUCUCGUUUCUGCUCUUGGUUGAUUUUUUUUUCUUCUUCCUGUAAUUGGUGUUGUUUUGAUCCGAUACUGUUUAUUUUCUGUUUUAUUUAUUUAUUUAUUUGUUUGUUUCAGAUCAGUUUGAUUUUUUGCAUGUAUUUGAGCAAUUUUAGUUCAAAUUUCUUCCAAAAUCAGAGUGGAAGCAAAUUUACUUUGAUAAUUUAAAUCUUUUGAUUUUUAGAUUUUCUUAAAAUCUUUUCCUGAUAGAGAGAUUUAUAUAUACACACAUAUACAUAUAUCUAUAGAGAGAAAGGGGCUGAAACUUGAAAGGGAGAUAUGACGUCGGGGACGAGGUUGCCGACAUGGAAGGAGAGGGAGAACAACAAGAGGAGAGAGAGGAGGAGGCGAGCAAUUGCAGCGAAGAUCUUCGCUGGUCUUCGGAUGUACGGCAACUACAAACUGCCCAAGCACUGCGACAACAACGAGGUCCUCAAAGCUCUCUGCAACGAGGCCGGUUGGACCGUCGAACCCGACGGCACCACCUACCGUAAGGGAUGCAAGCCGUUUGAACGCAUGGACAUUGUGGGUGGAUCUGCAUCAGCAAGCCCAUGCUCAUCAUAUCAACCAAGCACUUGCACUUCCUUCAAUCCAAGCCCAGCCUCUACUUCCUUCCCAAGCCCUACCUCAUCCUCUUAUGUUGCUAACGCUAAUGCAGACGGUAGUUCUCUCAUCCCAUGGCUCAAAAGUUUCUCGUCUGCAUCCUCAUCGGCCUCCUUCUCCAAGCUUCCUUAUCUCUACAGCAAUGGUGGCUCUAUAAGUGCUCCUGUCACUCCUCCACUGAGCUCCCCAACUGCCCGAACCCCUCGAAUCAGAAGUGACUGGGAUGACUCUUCUGCUCGCCCAGUCUGGGCUGGGCCUCAGUACCCAUUCCUUCCAUCUUCCACCCCACCAAGCCCUGGCCGUCUGAUCCUUCCAGAUUCAGAGUGGUUUGCUGGUAUUCAAAUCCCCCAAAGCGGGCCAACUUCUCCAACAUUCAGUCUCGUCUCUUCAAACCCAUUUGGCUUCAAGGAAGAGGCUCUAUCAGGUGGUGGUUCUCGCAUGUGGACUCCAGGGCAGAGUGGGACUUGCUCUCCUGCUAUUGCACCAGGCUCUGAUCAUACUGCUGAUGUUCCGAUGUCUCAAGUAAUUUCUGAUGAGUUUGCUUUCGGAAGCAAUACAGCAGGGCUAGUAAAGCCAUGGGAAGGAGAAAGGAUUCACGAGGAAUGUGUCUCAGAUGAUCUCGAGCUUACUCUUGGGAGCUCAAGGACCAGAUAGAGGAAUCCACAAGGGAGAAGGUCAAUGGUUAUGUGACGUGAAGUUUUAGUCCGUUGAUGAUGUUCAAGAGCUCCCAUGGAAAGAAUAGAAAAUGGAUGAAGACGACACUCUGCUUCCCUCUGUUAUUUUUUUUUUUUCUUCCUUUAAAAUUAUGUAUAGCUCUUCAAAGGUUGAAGUGGUUUUGCAACCCUUUAUUUGAUCAUUUCUUCUUCUAGUUUAGAUAUUUGUGAAAGCUCUGAGAUACAGGAAGGAUUGGUUGUCACUGAGUUCUGGUUUGCCUUUUGAAAGCAAUGUUAUUAGAUUUAAA